Molecule: messenger RNA, 1485 nt
Organism: Dipodomys ordii (Ord's kangaroo rat)
Lineage: Eukaryota; Metazoa; Chordata; Mammalia; Rodentia; Heteromyidae
Gene: Adm2
Product: adrenomedullin 2
Exons: 3
Coding region: 166-618 (150 amino acids)
Biological process (GO): positive regulation of heart rate; regulation of systemic arterial blood pressure; adenylate cyclase-activating G protein-coupled receptor signaling pathway
Source: RefSeq, a predicted model, not a curated record
GGGUCUGUCCUAGGCAGAUCCCAACGGCGACCACGAGCGGACCACGUGAGCCUCCUCCCUGUCCACCUGGCCAGUUCCCCACGUCCAACAGACUCAGAGACCCGCCUGCUGGCCCGAGACCGGCGCCCCGACGACGACGACGACGACGGCGCUGCUCCGCCCGCCAUGGCCUGGCUCCUGACGCUCAGUGUCACCCUGGGUUGCAUCAGCCUCCUCUACCUGCGACUGCCCUGCGUGCUGUCGGGACUGGCACGGCCCAGGCAGCCCCUAGCCCGGACUCCUUCCAGUGGCUUGCCACCCUGGCAACCUGCACCCCAGCCUAUGUUCCGGAAGCUUCACCAGGCUCCCCAGCCACAGAAGAAGGCUCCCCAGCCGCAGAAGAGGGCCAGCCUGGCCCCCAUGGUGGGUCAGCCUCUCCAGCAUGGUGGCCCACGCCACUCACGUCUCCAGAGACACUUGGGACCCCGAAGGCCCCAUGCCCAGCUCCUGAGAGUCGGCUGUGUGCUGGGCACGUGCCAGGUACAGAACCUCAGCCAUCGUCUGUGGCAGCUCGUAGGGCCGGCCGGCCGGCGGAACUCAGCACCCGUGGACCCCAGCAGCCCGCACAGCUAUGGCUGAAGUGCAUUCCAGCCGUACUUCUUCCCAUCCUGUCCCAGCUGGUCGCCAUACCCUCAUCCCAGAGCUGCGGCUGAGGCCCCUACCCGGGCCCCAUCCCCCAGUGCUCCUACAGCCAGCAGGUCCCACGGCAACUCUAUCCACGCCUUGCUGGAGACAUAAACCCACUCUGUGCAGACAUAGUCAGUUUACAUGCAGCAUCUGCACCUGUAGAACUGUGCACACUCAAUGAGCAGUGUGGGGAAUGACUGCAGUAUCAGAUGCCAAAAGGGUUUCGGGGGAGGGUCUGUGCGGCAGGCAGAAAGGAAACCAGGGUCCUGAAUGCACGGGUCCAUCAGGACAGAGCGGGGCUGAAUGGCCCCGUGUGGCUCCUCCCAACCAUGGUCCCAGGGUUGCUGCUGUCCUGUGUGGCUUGCCCGUCUGCGGAUAUGCCUCAUCCAGGGCCCACAGACUAUCUCUGACUGAGACCUGACAUAGGAGGGGUAACAAGGAAGAUUGUUAAGGAGAGGAAAGAAACCUCCACAAUUGGAAUUGGCAACCCUGGGAUACAGGACAAAACGGUGAUAGAAACCCCACCAAAGUCUCUUGUAAGCAAUUGGUGAGAAAGCAUAGGGCUUCAGGGGCGUUCUAGGGCAGAGCAGCGACACCUCUUCCUACCUUAAGGGUAGAGCAGGGGUUGGGUGAGAGCAAGAUCCCCCAGCUUAACUAGGUCCUCCAAGACCCAUCCCCAAGCCGGCAGAGUGGUGUACGAUUGAAACCUACUUGGGAGACUAAGGUAGGGAAAUGGGGAGGUUAAAGGACAGCUUGGAUAACUAGCAAGUUUCAGGGCAACCUGGUUUACAUAGCUAUAGAGUUGGACCCUGUACACAC